AUGAGCCGGAAUUCAACGGUUUCAAUGUCUAAAUUCAAUCAAUCCACAACAGUGCGUGACCAUCUUCCGUUGCAUUCGUUAGUUUUAGUUUCCUCAAUAUAUUCACUAGAUAGUAUAACCGAUUCUGAUGAUCUAGAUGAAAUAAUAAAUGAAGAACCAGAAAAUAUGGUAACAUUUUAUCGACAAGAUCGUUCUACACUAUUUCCACGAGUUGGUAGAUCAGAUACAAGGAGAAUGAAUAGAUUGAAACGAAUUCUAAUGAACAAUCCAGGUUCCACUAUCGGUUCACCGAAACGAGCUGUUCGUAUUGUGCGCUAUGGAAAAUAA
Molecule: messenger RNA, 327 nt
Organism: Schistosoma haematobium
Lineage: Eukaryota; Metazoa; Platyhelminthes; Trematoda; Strigeidida; Schistosomatidae
Exons: 2
Coding region: 1-327 (108 amino acids)
Source: RefSeq, a predicted model, not a curated record